Molecule: messenger RNA, 975 nt
Organism: Plasmodium gaboni
Lineage: Eukaryota; Apicomplexa; Aconoidasida; Haemosporida; Plasmodiidae
Product: mitochondrial phosphate carrier protein
Exons: 1
Coding region: 1-975 (324 amino acids)
Biological process (GO): mitochondrial phosphate ion transmembrane transport
Cellular component (GO): mitochondrial inner membrane
Molecular function (GO): phosphate transmembrane transporter activity
Source: RefSeq, a predicted model, not a curated record
AUGAUGAAAAGAAAGGAAGUAUGGGAUUCACGAGUUAGUAGUCCCGUAACAAGGAUAAAACAUCCUCAUGAACAUAACCUAUCAUAUUAUAGCAAAUGCAUGUUUGGAGGCAUACUUUCAUGCGGUUUAACACAUACAGUAAUUACACCUUUAGAUGUGACAAAAUGUCGAAUUCAGACAUAUCCAAAUAUUUAUAAGAAUUUAUUUCAAAGUAUAAAGAAGAUUGUAAAAGAAGAAAAGGUAAAAAGUUUAACCCUAGGAUGGACUCCAACAUUUGUUGGUUAUUCUUUACAAGGUUUAUGUAAAUUUGGAUUUUAUGAAAUAUUUAAAGAUGUAUAUUCAAAUUAUUUGGGUGAAGAAUAUGCAUAUAAAUAUAAAGGGGCUACAUGGUUACUUGCUUCAGCAUCAGCUGAAUUUGCAGCAGAUUUUUUUUUAUGUCCUUUUGAAAUGAUAAAAGUAAAAAUGCAAACAAGUAAAGCUAAUACAUUUCCUACGAAAAUGUUACCAUCUAUAGUUCAUAUGUUGAAAAAUAGAAAAGAGUCUAAAUUUCCAUUUGGUAGUGUAGGACCUUUAUGGUGUCGUCAAAUACCUUAUACUAUGGCUAAGUUUUAUUUUUUUGAAAAAAUUGUUCAGUUAAUGUAUGAUAAAGUAUUUACUAUGCCUAAAGAUAAUUAUUCUAAAUCAACACAACUAGGUAUAACAUUUGCAUCAGGUUAUUUAUCAGGUAUUAUUUGUGCCCUUGUUUCACAUCCUGCCGAUAAUUUAAUAUCACAAUUAGGUAAAGUAGAAAAUAAAGAUAAAAGCUUAGGAAUGAUAACUAAAGAAAUGGGAAUGUUUAACUUAUUUACUAAAGGAAUAUGUACAAGAGUAUUAAUGAUAGGAACACUGACAGGUUUACAAUGGUGGAUUUAUGAUACCUUUAAAUCGGUUAUGGGAUUAGGUACAAGUGGAUCAGGUUCUUCCUCAAAAAAAUGA